AUGGUCGAUCGCCGAGGGUCAGGGGCUCGGGCUAACGGUCCUGCCACCCCAUUCGACUUCAAAGGAGCCUGUCCAAAGCCUUUCACUAACAAAGCUCAAAGACCGUUCUUUGAGCCACAGGGUGCAUUCAAAGGAUAUAAAGCUCAGGUUAUGUCCCCCAUCUCUCAACUUGCCAAAGACCGAAUGUCUGAUUUAACGUCCCCACCAUCCUCACAGUCCUGCGACGAGGAGUACGCUCGCCUUGAAGGUAUCCGCGCCGACGACAAAAGGGUAGAAAAGUACGAAGAAAGAAGAGAUGCAGAGGAUGCCGACUAUCAGCCAUUGACUCAAGAAUCUAUCGACUCUCUAUUCAGUUCUCAAUCUUCUGAUACCACUACUUGGCAGCUAUCGUCGUCCCAAGAGUCUUAUUCUACGACGAGCAGCUCCUUCUCCUCCUCUCAAGAAACUACUUCGUCUGAUACUACUCACUUCUCCGACGAUGAAGAGACAGCCGUAGAUGAGCACGAUACUGAACCUGGAGGUCCCCUGACUCCCACUAACACCCACUAUGGGCAAUUCAGUACCCCCAGCUCCCAAGGCAGUGAGGCAGAUUGGGUGAAGGAAGGCCCCGGGUAUGAUCCAUGGAACAAGCUGAAGAGUCCUUAA
Pleurotus ostreatus (oyster mushroom) is the source of this 645-nucleotide messenger RNA. RefSeq lists its product as uncharacterized. The record is from RefSeq and is a predicted model, not a curated record. Lineage: Eukaryota; Fungi; Basidiomycota; Agaricomycetes; Agaricales; Pleurotaceae. The coding region runs from base 1 to 645 and encodes 214 amino acids. The transcript is spliced from 3 exons.